AGUUGACGUUUUUGCGUCAUUAUCAACAGCACGAGCGCUUCUCUCCGCCAUGUGUAGGUCACGCUGAGGAAAGUGUCGAGAACAUGUUGUUUAAUGUCAGUGUAGGACGAUACAGGUGACAUAUAAAGUGGACAGUCAGCUAUCCAAAUCAGCUGAUGGCUGCACGAACAAUAUAGUGUCAUGUGGAGAACAUCUCUGCGUGCAGGCUGCAGAGGCUGCAGAGGCUUUGGACCAAAGGGGAUUUGGGGCUCUCAUGCAGUGCGUAGAUGCAGUGCUCCAGCUCCAGCUCCAGCUCCAGCUCCAGCCUUACCUGCAGGCAGGAUCACAGCACGUCAGGCAGUGGAUGUAUGGAAGAGACACUUUGAGGAGAGAGGUGUGACGGAGCCUGACAACUCCAGUCACUACAUCAUUGCCCAUCUCCUCGGGGCUAAAACUAUUGAAAGUCUCGAGCACGGGAAGUUAACAGAGUUUCUCAGCCGAGAAAAAACAGAGCAAAUGUGGCAGCUCUGCACUAGACGCCUAUCCAGAAUGCCUGUGCAGUAUGUGAUUGAGGAGUGGGACUUCAGAGAUCUGACGCUGAAGAUGAGACCUCCUGUGUUCAUACCGAGACCUGAAACCGAGGAGUUGGUUGAACUCAUGCUCACUGAUCUGGAAAUGGAGCCCGGAGCUAAAGUGGGUGCAGACGGCCAGCGUACGUGCUUGGAAGUGGGGUGUGGCUCUGGCGCCAUUUCUCUUAGUCUGCUGAAUAGUAUGCCUCAGCUUAAAUCUAUUGCUGUGGAUCAAAGCCAAGAUGCAGUGGAUUUAACAAGAGAGAACGCAUUAAGGUUGGGGCUUCAGGACAGAUUACAGGUUUAUUGUAUAGAUGUAUUAAAAGACGCAGAAACUGUGGUCAGCCUCUGUAGUCCUGUUUCAGCUUUAGUCAGUAACCCCCCGUACCUGUUCUCAGAGGAUAUGACGUCACUGGAACCUGAAAUUUUCAGGUUUGAGGACCACGCCGCUUUAGAUGGCGGUAAAGAUGGCCUUAAAGUUAUCAAACAGAUUUUGACUGUGGCUCCACAGAUUCUGACAAAUCAUGGUCGUGUUUACUUGGAGGUGGACCCCAGACACCCCCCGCUCAUUCGACGGUGGGUGGAGGCGAAUGUUGAAGAGAUGCAUUAUGUGGAAACACGGCACGACAUCAACGGCAGGCCACGGUUCUGCAUCCUUCAGAAAAAGAAGUCAAACAAGGACCACAGACUGGAUCAAGAUUGAGAAACUGAGAUCCUAUUACACUGGCUUCAGCCCAGGUUGCCACAAUCUCAGCUCCCCCUACCCCCACUGAGCUCCCAAAUCCGGCGCUUGCUCCGUUUUGAUCACCUUCACAAUUCACAAUUUGCAGAAGCUCAAACCAUUGUCGUGUAACUGUUGCACUUUUUAAUCCGAUAACAUUUGCAAUCACAUCCUGCUGCACAAAAUAAAAAAUUUUAAAAAAUGUGUGCGAGAUGGCACAAAAGCAAGCUGAAGGUAAUUACCAAGGCUUUUCUUAGAACACUCCCUCUCAGAAUCUCACCCUCCUCCCAGGAAGCAUUCAGUAGUUCUGUGAAUCCGCUGAUGAACGAUCCUCCCCUUCGCUUGUCCACUCGCUGACUCAGAUGCAGGCUGCACGCAUUGUUGAGCAAAAACACACACACACACACACACACACUAACACGCACACAAUGUGGCCUUUACUUCCUCGCACAGUCUGCGUCUGCUACACACUUAAAGCUCAAAGGCCACACAGUCUUUGUGUUUCAAAGGU
This is a messenger RNA of Larimichthys crocea (large yellow croaker), 1780 nucleotides long. It is a transcript of the gene hemk1, whose product is annotated as HemK methyltransferase family member 1. NCBI's taxonomy places the organism in Eukaryota, Metazoa, Chordata, Actinopteri, Sciaenidae. The coding region runs from base 181 to 1251 and encodes 356 amino acids. Gene Ontology annotation, molecular function: nucleic acid binding; protein methyltransferase activity. The record is from RefSeq and is a predicted model, not a curated record. Gene Ontology annotation, biological process: protein methylation. Gene Ontology annotation, cellular component: mitochondrion. The transcript is spliced from 11 exons.